This is a messenger RNA of Leptidea sinapis, 1798 nucleotides long. It is a transcript of the gene TTLL15, whose product is annotated as probable tubulin polyglutamylase ttll-15. Gene Ontology annotation, biological process: protein modification process. The coding region runs from base 229 to 1776 and encodes 515 amino acids. The transcript has 7 exons. The record is from RefSeq and is a predicted model, not a curated record. Lineage: Eukaryota; Metazoa; Arthropoda; Insecta; Lepidoptera; Pieridae.
CGUGCGUAUACGACAGAAUAGUGUUUAAAACGAAAAAUAAGUUAAAUUUAUUCUUAAUAAACAAUAUAAAAUAUAGAACAGUUCCUCUAAUACGCAGUUUACUUGAAUAAGAUAUAUUAUGUUUUAUCGAAUUAUUUUGUCUUGCAGUAGAUUUUAAUUAGUAGGUAUAGUAUGCGGGUGGUGAAUAUGAAGUGUAAUUUAUAGUAUUUAAGGUAAAAGUUAAAUAUAAUGAAAGGGAAAAAGGUGGAAAAUGUAAGUCUUACAAAAGAAACAGACAAGGAAGUGGAACACACACAGAUAAAACCAACAUCCGAAAAACAGAUGCGAGAUGACAGUAACCUGGGUGUACUUAUCCUUGUGUGUAUAAUAGGUGUCUCACUCGGAAUUAUAUUAGAAAUUAUCAAUGUACAAAAUAGAAAAGUAAACAUAGAUAGUACACACAACAGAAGAACCUACUGGGUAUAUUCUGCCUACAGCGACGUAGAAAACAAAGAAGGCUUACUAAAACAUGUCCAUUUAGUUCUAGAAAGGCUUGGUUAUGAACAAGGUUUUAAUGAAACUUGGACGCUACUCUGGUCUCACGAUUACCCCUUCAGAGUUCUACAACCAAUUAUUAGCAAACUAAAAUCACAUCAAAGAGUAAACCAUUUUCCCGGGACAGGUUUUAUAACUAACAAAGUUGAUUUAGCGACCACAGACUCGAAGUACAUACCAAAAGCGUUUAAACUGCCAAAUAACAAGACAGAAUUUUUAAGAUAUGCUAAAGAGAAUGUAAAUGCGUUGUUUUUGGAAAAGCACAAUCAGCAUAGAGGUGUUUACUUGAAGAACGUGAGUAAAAUUAAUUUGAAUGGUGGCGAAAGUUUUGUGCAGGAGUUCAUUCAGAAACCGUUUCUAGUGGAUGGACAUAAGUUUGAUAUUGGCGUGUAUGUUGUGGUAACUUCAGUAGAUCCACUAAGAGUUUACUGGUAUAAAGGCGAUGUUCUUUUCAGAUACUGUCCCGCUAAAUACUAUCCGUUUGACGCAAAUAUUCUGGAUAAGUACGUCAUCGGUGACGAUUACCUGCCCACUUGGGAGGUACCGUCACUGGCGCAUCCUUACACUGCCCUCGGAUUCGGAAUGAAAGGGGCUUUCGACCAUUAUGCCCAGUCGAAAGGUAAAAAUACUGAACUCAUGUGGCAGGAAGUCCAAGAAGCAAUUGCAGAUGUAUUUGUCAAGAAAGAAAAACAUAUUAUUGAUGCGCUUAAGAGCUACCCUUCGCAAGACAACUAUUUUGAGAUGAUGCGCUUCGAUCUGAUAGUGGACGAGGAUCUUAAAGUAUACCUGCUGGAAGCGAACAUGUCACCCAACCUCAGCUCUGCGCACUUCCCACCGAACCAGCUGCUUUACGAACAAGUGCUGUAUAAUCUUUUCUCGCUGACUGGAGUUGCUAAUCAUAUGGGAAAGUUGAGCAAUGACACAAACGUGCAAAACAUGCUGUCAGCACAGAAAAACAUUGCAGUGUAUAGCGACGAAUGCAGCACCAUAUGUCGGGAGAGUUGCCACGCUCUGUUAAUCUGUGAACUUUGCAAGCCAUGCCUCACCAACAAGAUGAAGAGAGCCUUACUGAGCGCCUACAGGGAACACCUGCAUAGAGCUGACUUCGCCAGAUUGUUUCCACGGAACAUAAAACCAAACUCAAGGGUGGAUAAUGGAUCAAUAAAUUUAAACAAAAUCAACAAACUGCAACAUUAUUGGUAUCAAGGGAAAUGCAACAGUGAUAUAACAUGGUGUAGUUAAAAAUAAAAACAUUUACUUUGUA